AUGGCUUCUGAUGCCACGACGCCGGCAGCUGAUGGCUUGGGCAACCAGGCUAUCCUGUCGAAAAUCGACAAGCUCAGAGAGCUUAACGUCGGCUCCAUCAUCCCUCUACCACAGCUCAUCGUCGUUGGUGACCAGUCCUCUGGCAAGAGCUCCGUGCUGGAAGGAUUGACAGGCUUCUCUUUCCCCCGCGCUGCUGGUCUCUGUACACGAUACGCCACACAGAUUACCUGUCGCCGUGAGGACCACGAGAGCGUGUCAGUCACCAUCAUUCCUCGUCCUCAAGCCGACGAGGCCUUGAAGAAGAAGCUGCGUGGCUUCCACCGUGCUGCUACCAAGCUCGACAAUGCGGCGCUGGCUAAGAUCUUCGAGGAUGCGAACAAAGCAAUGGGAAUCCGCAUGGGAACGGCGGAUACCUCAGCCACGGGAGGCGCCUUCAGCGAGGACAUCCUCAAGAUUGAAAUCUGUGGACCUUCCCAAUCUCACCUGACCGUCAUCGACGUACCUGGAAUUUUCCGCAAUGCAACCCCAGGCAAGUACUAUCAAGAGCAAGGCAAAGAAGCACUGCUAACAUUUCUGUGCUCCAAAGGCUUGACCACAGAUGACGAUGUGCUGCUCGUCCGCAACAUGGUCAAGUCGUACAUGGCCAACACUAGAACAGUGAUCCUUGCUGUCAUGCCCUGCAAUGUCGACAUCGCAACUCAGGAGAUCAUCAAGCUCGCAGAGGCUGCCGAUCCCGGAGGCACUCGUACCAUGGGCGUCUUGACCAAGCCUGAUCUCGCUACGGAGAAGGCGACUCGGGGUGCUGUCUUGGAUCUGCUUCUUGGAAAGCAAAGCAACUUGAGCCUUGGCUAUUGCGCCGUCAAAAACCGUGGUGCUGACGACAACGAGUCAACCAUGGCCCAACGUCUCCAGUCAGAGGUCGCAUUCUUCUCAGCACCAGAGUGGUCUUCUGUUGUGGAUCGGUGCGGCAUCACCUCUCUGCAGAAGCGUCUACGCGAGUUGCUCAUGCAAAUAUCGAAACGGGAGUUCCCUAACGUCAAGGCUGAGAUUGAGCGGAAGCUCAAGGCGUGCGAGUCGGACCUCAGUGCGAUGGGUCUCUCGAGAGCUGACGAAAGCUCACAGAGACUUUUUCUGGGCAAGGUGGCUUCCAGAUUCCAGAUGAUCGCUCAAAGUGCCGUGAGUGGACAGUACAUUGGAGACCCUUUGUUCAAGACACUCCCGUCACUGAAGCUCGCCACGCGGAUGAUGGAGCUCAACGAGAACUUUGCCAAUGACUUCUGGAAGCAAGGCCAUAAAUUCUCCAUCGACUUCAAUGGAGAGGAUGAUAGUGAGCAAAUAUACGUAUCCAAAACGUCCAACGAACUUUACGGCAACGUUGACUUGACAGAGUACAUCGAGAUCGAGAAUAUCAUCGAAACCGAGGAUUACGUCUGUUCGAAGCCAUCCAAUAGGCCUUUGAUGGAACACGUGAAGGAAGUCUACGCCAUGAACCGGGGACCAGAGAUCGGAACUUUUGGCGGCACCAUCCUUGGUAUGGUGUUUGAAGAGCAGUCGGAGAAGUGGGAUGCGCUUGUUCUCUCGCAUACCAGCAAGGCCGUCGUCCUCGUCCAUGACUUCAUAACCCAGUUGCUGGCCAAGCUCUGUCCCGACGAGCAGGUGUGGGAGCAGUUGUGGCAGCUGCUGCUUGUCGACCGUCUCCGCAGUGCAUAUCAGAGGGCCAUGGAUCAUGCGCGAUUCUUACUUGCUGUCGAGCGUAGUGGCCGCCCGACAACAUUCAACCAUUACUUCAACUCGACACUUCAGAAGAAGCGGGCAGACCGUCUCGCUAAGGGACUGGACAAGAUCCAGACAGUCGCUUCCAAUUCGGACCCAACCGAAGCAUUGUGGUACAGAAUCGACUCCGUCAAGAAUCACUUUGUCGCCAAGGACAACACUGAGCAGAUCUGCGAGGACAUUGUCGACACCCUGGCCAGCUACUACAAAGUCGCCCGCAAGCGCUUCGUCGACACAAUCUGCCAGCAGGCCAUCAACCACUACCUGCUCGACGGUGAGGGCAGCCCGCUCAAGAUCCUGGGACCAGACCUCGUGAUGAGCCUGAGUGCCAAGCAGCUCGACCUCAUUGCGGGUGAGGACGCGGCGUCGCGUCGCCACCGUGAGGUGCUCAGCCGUGAGCGGGACAGCCUGCGGGCUGCGAAGAAGGUGCUGCGCGAGUGA
This is a messenger RNA of Microdochium trichocladiopsis, 2214 nucleotides long. Its product is annotated as interferon-induced GTP-binding protein Mx2. The coding region runs from base 1 to 2214 and encodes 737 amino acids. Gene Ontology annotation, molecular function: GTP binding; GTPase activity; microtubule binding. Gene Ontology annotation, cellular component: microtubule; cytoplasm; membrane. The transcript has 5 exons. Lineage: Eukaryota; Fungi; Ascomycota; Sordariomycetes; Xylariales; Microdochiaceae. The record is from RefSeq and is a predicted model, not a curated record.